Messenger RNA from Polypterus senegalus (gray bichir), 4238 nucleotides. Its product is annotated as TBC1 domain family member 10B-like. NCBI's taxonomy places the organism in Eukaryota, Metazoa, Chordata, Cladistia, Polypteriformes, Polypteridae. Bases 32 to 931 code for a protein of 299 amino acids. The record is from RefSeq and is a predicted model, not a curated record. The transcript has 2 exons.
GGAGAAGCUGCGCAACAUUCCCCCGGAUUACAUGCGAGAGGAGCUGCUGGUGCACGAGGUCAUCUCCCUGACGGUGACAGAGUCCGUGAUUGAGCGGGAGAGGGUGGUCCAGGAGAAAAAGUGGCUAGAGUCUCGGGGCGAAUUCCAGCUCAAACGUUCACGACGUCUGCACGGAGCACACGCCAUCUUUGAAGAGCGGCAAAGGUCAGGGAGUCUUGGGGGCUACCCACUGCGGACCAGUUCCAGCAUGCUCAGUCUACCGGGGCUCCGGCGCUCUAAAGAGGAUCACUGGAAGCAGAAGAGCGAGCCGUAUGGCAGCCUCCGGGGAAUCAGUGGUACCGUGUCUCCCUCACACUCUGUGAGUAACCUGACUGUCAUCCCCUCGGCGUUCUCUUCUUCCCCACCAAAGGUCUCCCAAAAUCCCACCCCAAGCCCCCAGGUUGUUUCAGAAGGGCUGCGGCCUUCCCUUCCCUCGCCUAUGGCUAACAAUGCGCCGCUGGUCGGCUCUCUGCCAGCCGAUGGGGUGCAGAAUACCACCAAGAAGUCCAAGGAGGAGCGCAAGAAGGAAAAGGAGAGGGAGAAGCAGAGAGAGAAGGAGGAGAAGGAGCGGGAGAAGAUGGAGAAGGAGCGAGAGAAAAAGCUAGCCAAGGAGAGAGCCAAAGAGGAGGCCAAAGAGAAGAAGAAGCAGCAGGAGCGACGACCUUCAGCUAAGAAGAAAGACAAAGAGAAGGACAAGGAGAAAGAAAAAAUGGAGAAUGGAGCCUCGUCCUCCUCGGCACCCAGCUCCAGCGCUUUACCUACAGGAGCGAUUAGCAAAGAAGACCCUGAGAAGGGCGUUCGUGACACUUCUACCGGGGUACACCCCUCUGCACCUGAGAAGGCAGAACGAGCACAGGCUGCUUCAAGCACCGUGAAGGAAGCCUACCUUUGAUCUGGAUAAGCGGGGAAGAGAGUGAGACGGGGUGGGCAGUGAGUGGUGCUGGUUCGUAAUGACCCACUGCAUGGCUGGAGGGCGAUAUAGCCUUGGACGUCUUAUCCUUCCCCUCCCGGCUGCACAGCAAAGGAAAUGUGGGGAUGGAACAGACGUAUUCCACCUCUUUGGGUUCACAUCUCCACAUGGCUACUUGGCUGUGGAGAGCCUGGUGUUAUAGGAAGAUGUAGGGGGAAGGACUUGUGUCGGGUGUAAGUCUCCCAGACAGCUGCUACGGGAAUUGCAGCCUUCCCGCAAAUAACUUUUUGGAAUUAGGCUUACAGCUCCCUCAGAACACAAAACACCAAGAUCCAGGGGUAUCCCCUUUGAACAACAGAGAGCACAAGCUUCCCGAGCAGAUCUCCAUUUUGGAUACGAUUUUUAUCCUCCUCUUAUUUUGUGCCGUAGAAAAUCUGAAGUUUGUUGCCUGUUGUCUCCCACUCCACGAGGGAUUUCGCUGCUUCCUACAAACACCCCCCCAUCACUACUGACCUUAAAACCUUAAAUUUCAAUCAGAAUCUCCUUCCAGCCGGCGUAAGCCGCGUCAACCUGGGGAGCUCCAGUUUUUGCACAACCGUUUACGAGUGUGAGCCCUGGAAUCGGAGACUCCGGAGGAUCUCUUAAUUGGAUUCUUAAACAUCUCAACAGGUGUGAUUCCUUCAGGGAACUAAACGACUCCAAGAAGCGAUUCCCAAUGUUCUUCAGACCUACCGUAGGGAGUCUAAUCAGACUCUCAUCAUUCCCAAUAGUUUUGUGUGAUGCCGGGAGCAAUUCCUUGUGCACCUUAUCUGGGCUUUUUCCGUGCUGAAAGUUGCCACUGCAUCGAGUGACAUGGGGAAGCAAUCCCUACUUGAUUUUGAGCUCGCACUGUCACCCCGAGUUCAUUCACAAUGCUGCGUCUAAUCCCAGGAACCUCGAUUUGCCAAGGAAUUGUGUGACAUUCCAAACCGGUUGCUUGCCCAAUUCCAGAUGUCGUCAUCGUCUUCUUCCUCCUUAUUAUCCUUGGAACCUAUUGAAUCAGCUUUCUCACCCAGAUGGGGAUGUGUGGACCUGCUCUGUCACAAAACCUGCUGAACUAGGAGGUCCGGAACGUGGCCACUCUGCCCACUUCCUUUGGAUGCCCUUGGUCUUCCCCACCCCAGCAUUCUCACUCUCUCCCCGAUGACGGCUCUCCUUCUGCCAUGUGACCAGGACAGACUAGAGACAUGCGUUCCAAUAUCGGACAAAUGGGCGGCAGCCACAGCACAUUUUUGACUUGUGAGAAAAUUUUCCAAAAACUUUUGGGGGACAAAUAAAAAUAAUGUGAACUACUGGUGUGAACUAAGCACGAAAACCACAAAAACUGGAUCAGAGAUGUAAAAACGCUGGGACUGAACUGGAUUUGGACUGACGCACCCGGAGAGCAGUGCUUUCUUGAGCUCAGAAGGGGUUGGGGUGGGCGUGAGACCGACCACUCUGGGGUGGGGGCGGGGGUUGGGGGUUGAGGGUACUGGCUGGCUUAAAUUGAACUGGGGGGGUAUGAGAGAGUGCCGCUGAAUUUGGGGAGGUGGUGGCCCCGCUGAAACUGGAUUUGCCAAUCUUAACCGCACCCCGCCUCCAAAAUCCGAUAGGGUAUUUUAAUGACAAGGCACCUCAUGCCCCCUUAACCUCAAGGGUCCCAAAUUCCAGGCACCCAAAACAGGGUCUUCCAGUUUUUGCUGAAAACCCAGAAUUCUGGGGGUUUGAUUGGGGGGGUGGAUGUGGGGGGAGUUGUUCAGUAUUUAAAAAGCAGAACUGCGAGAUUUGUUUGUUUUAUUGUUUAAAAGUUAAUUUAAUAUUUUUUGGGGGGGGGGGCGUUCCACCCUUUCAAUCAGUCAUGCCACCGUUUGGCAUAUUGGAAAAUUCGAACUCUGCUCGAAAAUGGGAAGAACUUUCAAGGGGGGUAACCCCCCCCGUCCCGUUAAGAGCGACACCAGUUUGUGUUUACAGAGUUACACACUUUAAAGUGGCGUCUUUUGGAAACUUUUUUUUUUUUUUUUUUACUUGCACUCCUAAGCGAUGGGUUCUCGCAAAGUUUUAACAGUUACCAGCGGACCCUAACUGGUUUUGGGGGGAUUGUAUAGGAGGGGUGCGUGAAUUCCAUCACAUCCCCGACCUCGUGCAGGGCCAAAUAUCGAGAGAGAGUCGGCCUUGCAAAGUGGUGUGGAAUAAAGAAGAGCUGCACGCCCCCUAGUGGCAGCCUGUGAGAAGCUCGUGCCCACCGUGCAUGCUUUCUGUUCUCUGGACAGGACUUGUGCCCCUGGGGUUCAAUGCCAAAAACAUUUCUCAGGUAUCCUAUCCUCCCUUUUAAACAUAUCUCCUUGACGAAUGCAAAUAAAAAAAAAAAAACUCAAAAGGUAAAGUUUCCACCCCACCUAACCAUAGGAACCCGAGGACUGUGGAUGCUGCGUCAUUUAUCCUGUUUGGUGCACCCCCUGCAGGCAGGAGACAGUAGGGUAUCAUUUUGGGGGUUUUUUUUUUUUUGGUUUUUAUUUUAUUUUUCUUACAAGGUGGGGCUCUUGCAAGGGACUGCACCCUCUGUCCAAAUGUAUAAAGUGUGUAAUUAAUAUUAACUAAAAGUGCACUGCGUUUAUGGAGGAAGGAGGGGCUGCUACAUAUGCAAAAUAGAUCAUGAAUAUUAACUAGCCCUCUAGUUUCGUGAGAGGGGGGUGGUGCUUCAUGGGUAUAUGCAAACUUGAUCGUUCUAAACAGAGCACUCCUGUGGGGGUACAUGUCAGAGAAUGCAGAGGCGCCCCCCCCACCAUUCUAAUUGAUAACUGCACAGUUUACACAGAACGACUCGCCCACCCACACACCCACCCUCCCUAAGGUGUGGGCGUGGGCUCAGAACAAGGAGGGGCUUUUACUUACUUAAUUAUGUGUGUGUUGAAAUGAUGGAUCAGUGUGAUCGCCAAAAAUAAAAGAAGAGGUGUGUUAGAGCGCCACCAUCUGUUAAUAAUAUGUCAUGACAACAAAAAAACUAAUAUAUACAUGUUAUAUAUAAAUAUAUAUAAAUAUGAAGCCUUCUGUAUAUUACUAUUAAUAAUGUCCGCCUUUUUUUUUUUUUCUUCUUAACACCCGCAAACCCUUCCAGUUAGCAUUGCAAGGGGUAAAUUUAGGGGAACCCCUGCAAAGAGACCCCCUUCAGUUUACAAAAAUGCAUUCCAUGUGUUGAAGCAAAGAGACUUUGGUUUUGUUGUUUUAUUAAUAAUUAUGACCAGAAGAAAUAUAUUAACAGUGUUGAUUCUUA